Molecule: messenger RNA, 606 nt
Organism: Nicotiana tabacum (common tobacco)
Lineage: Eukaryota; Viridiplantae; Streptophyta; Magnoliopsida; Solanales; Solanaceae
Source: RefSeq, a predicted model, not a curated record
AUGGCAGAGUUAGAAGCUAUUGAUAGUAAAGUGAAAACAUACCUGAUGGAUAUUGGAUAUGAUAAAUGGUCUCAGGCGCAUUCCAAGGCAAAUAGAACCAUGACCAUGACAUUGAAUAUUGCGGAAUCAGUAAAUGCAGCAAACAAGCACGCAAGAGACCUCCCAGUUGUGAAUUUGCUUGACUUUAUGACAACAUUGAUUCAAAAAUGGAAUUACACCAAUCGAAAGGAUGCAGUGGAAUUAUUUAUGAAGAUUGGUGCAAAGUAUGAAAAAAUAUUGGCAGAUAAUACUAUCUUAUCACAGACGAUGACGCUAGACGAUAUUCCAUGUCCACAUGCAAUGGCAGUUAUACAAAAAUUCCAUAUGGAUUCAUACAAGUAUUGCUCGGAUUACUACAACAUAGACUACUUGCUGAAAACAAAUGAGAUACCAGUAAAUCUAUUGCCUGAUGAAACAACGUGGCAAAUUCCAGAAGAUGUCUCUUCGCAGGUGAAAUACAAAUGGUGCACCGGAUACAAUGUGAUGCCCAAAAUGCGCACGCUUUGGAACUCAUGUCAGUACUUACAUCUAGUUGCUGAAGGAAGAAAGAUGAAGAUUAAAGCUUAG